UUGGAUUGUGUUGACAUUUUUUUCUUUUCUCCUCGAUCCACACUCAAACGGGUGCGGUAAUGGUAAACACAGACAGAUGGAUUAUUGUGCAAAAACCAGAUUUCGCAAUUACUGCUCAUACAUUUUCUAUUUUUCCCGAUUUUCCUUAUAAUAAAUUAGGAAGUUUGAGUUUCUAUUUUCAAGAUGUCCACAUGACAUGUAAGAUUCAGGUGUGUCCGUCAGGAGCGAAUUGGUUUACGAUUCCAAAGUCCAAAGAACGGUUUAUUAAGUAGGUCGAUUACUCCUUGUGGUAACGGUAUCCACCCGAAAUGGCUCAAAGACAAACAAAGAGUAACACCCUUCCCACCAGGAGUGAUAACGAGGUCGAAAUUAGGAGAGAGUUGGGCGAUUGGAAGCGUGUUCUUGAAUUGCUGGAAUCUACCAAAGGGAAAGGAACCACGAAUGCGGAACCCUUGAUGAAUUUCUUGUACGGUGAAUCACGUCUCGAACAAUGGUUGGAGGAACAUCAGCCAACGGAAAAAUAUAUUUCAAAGGCGAGAUCAACGCUAAUCGAUGUUAAAAAAACGAUUCUCCUCUGUCUCAGUCAAACCGGCGAUCAGUCCGGACUGCGAACAGAUGCACACAUUCUUCUCGCAAAAAUCAAUUAUGCGUCCGCCCUAUUCGAAGAAACCUUAGAAGAAUUAGAAAAGUCAAAGUUUGAACAGAUUGACGCUGUUGCCCAAACCGUUCGAAAUUUACAGUUGAUGGCUGAAGCAAAUGCAAUGAAAGCCCAUUGUAUCGAGAAAGUUGGACGGUCCUGGAAAGGCUGCAACGGGAUGAGUGAAGCGGAAAGGAAAAAGGAAUCAACUCGACUCUAUCUGAAAUCGGCAGACCUGGCGAUUGCUCAUUUUCAACAAUUGGAGAAAGUUGCUCAACAAACUAGUACGCCGACGUCUUCCACUGCGCCGCCACCACCGAUGGCAACAAGUCCAAGUCCAAACCCCUUGUCGAACCAUCCCACUCUAGAAAAAAAGAGGGCUUCCUCCCUCCUCGAUUACGCAAUCAGGAGAGGACCCACCCUACUCUUGGAAGAUGGCCGUUCAGAAGAAGCCGUAAAAAGAAUACAUUGGAUGCUUCGGUCACAAGAGAGUCAGUUAUUCGCUCCGAUUCGGUUAAUCCUUAGCCGUCGCCUUGUCGAAGUAUUACUUCGCUUGAAAUGGAAUCCGUCUUCUCUUCCAACAAUCAGUGUUGACACGCUACGGCCCAAGUAUCACGUCGGUGCUAAAAUAUUUGACCCUGCGAAUGUGUGGGAAGAAGUUUUCCUGGUGCUUCUACUGGCUGAAGGGAUGGUUGUGAGGGAUGGUGUGCUCAAUCAAGCUCCAGAGUUUGCUAAAGCGAGAAAGUUGGCAAAUUUGAACGCUGCAUCAGUUUUUAAUCUGCUCGCAUUAACGGCAGCUCGAUGGGGGCAAUAUUCGCUCGUAAAUGAGUCGAUGGAUAAAGCGCUGAAAUUCUCGUUCGAAGAACCCCACCUAUGGAAGCAGUAUGGAUUGUCGUUCCAUGCUAGUGGACACAUCACGAGAAGAAGCAUUGCAACACUUGUGGAAGCUUAUAAAUUGAAUCCAAAAUGCACUAGCUUACUCCUCAUGGCUGCGAAGGAACAAUUUACGAGGUUGAAUGUAAAAUCUGGUCUUGAUUUUGUUCAUCAAGCGAAAAAGAAGGAAGAGGAUUGGAAGCAGAAAUUGGCAUCCAGAGUUUUACUGUACGAAGGCAUCGGAUACUUUCUCCAGUCAUUUGAAAAAUUCAUGCACCAGCAGCGAUGUGAAAGAUUGGAUGCUUCCUUAGGAGUCAUGCAUGAGGCAUCAGAACUAGAUCCACAUGACUAUUUAACGCUUCAUUGGCUUGCGAGAAUAAAUGCGUGGAAGGGGAGCACGAAUGAAGCGUUUGCAGUUGCGAUCCGAGCACUUCGAGUAUUUCCAUUUCAUCUUCCAACUCUCCAACUUGUCGUCCUCCUGUUAUCUGCGCAAAAGAGUUAUUCCGAUGGAUUAGCUAUCGUUGAGGAAACUUUGGACGAAUAUCCUGAACAUUUGGGAUUUCUCCAACUUAAAGCUGCUCUAGAAGAGAAGAUUUUGGGACCAGAGGUUGCUCUUGGAACUUUAAAGCAAAUGUUGGUAAUUUGGAAGAAAUUGUUUGACGACGGCAACUUCCCAUUGAGAUGUGACAGCCCAGACUCAAGAUAUCCAGGGGGUGGAAUGGGAACCUUGCAGCUUCCGUCACCAACCGACAAAGAAUCUGUUUCUGCAGCAUCGUUUAGAGCUGCACCAUCCAUGACCGGAUCCUCCACUAAUACGGCUACAUUGACUGGAGGGUUCAGAGCUGAUGCUGCUCUUUCUGAAAUUGCCUCGUCAAUUUCUAUCCACAAUUCCGUACUGCAUUCCACUACACAAAGUGAAUUGGCAUGGGCCGCUCAAAUCAAUAUCUGGCUCAUGAUUACUGAUAUUUAUUUAAAACUUGACCAGCCCAAUCAAGCAGUGUCAUCGCUGGAUGAAGCUUCUCAGAUUUCUUACACCCAUCCCGAUGUCCUUUACUAUCGUGGCCAGGUUGCUGAAUAUUGUAAAGAAUAUUCUGAAGCAAGAAUUGCCUACGAAAGCGCAAUUGCUGUUCGUCCUACUCAUAUUCGAGCUCUGCAAAGUUUGGCCCUGAUGCAACAUUACUUUGGAUCACAUCGUCUUGCUGAGAAAACUCUUCAAGACGCCCUCAAACUCGAUCCGUACGAACACCACACUUGGUACAACUUGGGGAAAGUGUUGGAAGCUCUGGGCGAAUGCUCAGAAGCUGGUGACUGUAUGGCCACCGCUCUAGAAAUUGAAGCCAUCGCUCCCAUCCUUCCAUAUUCAAUAAUCCCAGUGUGCUUCGAGUGAGUAAUAGUCACAAAGUGUUAAAUCAUUAUUAUGAAAAUGUUCAUUCAUUGCAGUAUUUUCCACUAAAGUUCCGAAACUAUUCUUACCUCUCUGCUACAUAUAAUGACAGUAGUCAGUAUUUAGCUUGUUCAAAUGUCACGUUUGACCGAAUUAUAUAUCAUGUUAUAUUUAUUAUGCGACAUAUAUCAUAUCAUAAUUUAUGGUAUCGGUAUAUCUGAAUAAAUUGAGCCUGAAUUUUAUUGACAUAAUUAAA
Folsomia candida is the source of this 3150-nucleotide messenger RNA. It is a transcript of the gene Ttc7, whose product is annotated as tetratricopeptide repeat protein 7B. The transcript has 11 exons. Gene Ontology annotation, molecular function: protein binding. The coding region runs from base 309 to 2897 and encodes 862 amino acids. Gene Ontology annotation, biological process: protein localization to plasma membrane; phosphatidylinositol phosphate biosynthetic process. Gene Ontology annotation, cellular component: plasma membrane. Lineage: Eukaryota; Metazoa; Arthropoda; Collembola; Entomobryomorpha; Isotomidae. The record is from RefSeq and is a predicted model, not a curated record.